Messenger RNA from Oppiella nova, 369 nucleotides. The record is from the annotation of a GenBank genome assembly. NCBI's taxonomy places the organism in Eukaryota, Metazoa, Arthropoda, Arachnida, Sarcoptiformes, Oppiidae.
AUGAUGUCAUCGGGUCCACCGCCCAAACCUCAGCGUUCAUUCACAGCGCGUACAGCACUACCUCCCGCCGCCCAGAAUAUUACCUCCCCGUCGAUGGUAGGCCCGCAAUAUCAUCAGAAUCGUCCCCUCCCUGACCGACCCUAUUCAGUGGCCGGACACUACCCGUCGCCAGAUAUGGGCCGAAACUACGCGCAGGACUUCUCCGGUUAUCUCUCAUCACCUGAACGGCGAAUGCCUCACGAGAAUCAGACUCACGUGAGGGCCUCCUUCUCGGGAUACCCCUCUUCCAUGCAAUACCCGGAGGACCCGUACGGCAUAUACGGCAUGAGGUCGGGUGCGGAAUACCCUGGAUAUAAACACAAUUUUUAG